CGGCGCGUCCCCCUCGAUCCUCGAUGCCCGCGCGGGAGACGGCAAGACCGGCCGCAGCACCCCCCACGCGCACCACCAAGCCGACCCGUACCCCUGCUACUACGACCACGACUUCGAGCCUGUCUCGAAAGCCCUCCUCUUUGAAGCCUGCCAGCAACGGAGCCCAGCAGCGCGCGACGACCCCGAGUGGUGCGAAGCAAGCGUCGAAACAAAACCACGUCGAACGACCUCAGUCCCGAGUCAGCAGCAAUGGCAGCAGCUCGCGACCGGUUGAUGAAGGGUUCUUGGCCCGGAUGAUGCGGCCAACCGCCAGUUCGGCUAGCAAGGUGCAUGACAAGGACGCCAAGAGCCCUCCCCGGGCCUCGAAGCCCUCCCGCGCGCCGGUCAAGAAGGUUGCCCCCAAGGCCACCUCCCGUGCAGUCCCGCCCAAGGAAAAGAUUGCGCCGAAGAAACCCUCGGGGGAGAAGCUGGUGGCCGCGCCAGUUGAGGCGAGCCAGCCUACCCGGACUCCGAGCCCCGAGAAGGCUUCUGAGCCUGCUACCGAUGUUGAGCCUAAGGAGUCGGUCGGAACCAUUGAGGAGUCGGCCCCCGCCGUCGAGGAGUCCCAUCCCUCGUCCGUCGAAGCGAUCGAAGAGGAGCCCGUGGCCGAGGUGGCAACCGAUGACGCUCCUGUCGAGUCAUCUGCUACUCCUGAGGUGACGGCUGAUGCUGUCUCCACUCAGGACGAGCCCGUCGCGAAUGUGACGGAGGCCCCGGUCGAGCAGACCCCCGAGCUCUCCUCCCCUGUUCCCACGGAGCAGCCUAUCUCUUCUCCGGAGAUCAAGGCGCCUGAAGCAGUCGAGCCCGUCGCGGAAGUCCCUCAAGUCACCGAAUCCGUGAAGCCCAAGGAGCCGGCCAUUUCCGAGUCGCUGGUGGACACGGACGUUGAACCCGUUGAGAAGCCCAGCGAGAAAGCUGGCGAGAAUCAGGGUCAGGUUGAUUUCGGCAAUUGAGUCUUCCUGUCUACGGUUCCUCCAAACCCUCCCUCCUUAACUGCUUUCAAACUUCCCCCCUUCCCCACCUUGGGGUUUUCACGUUGACGGUCUGUGCAUCAAAUUUAUACCCCGCGAAAGCCACGAUGAACAGCAGCACAUGUCAUCUUCAAAUACUUUUACACUUCGAUGUCCU
Messenger RNA from Aspergillus candidus, 1167 nucleotides. RefSeq lists its product as uncharacterized. The transcript is spliced from 2 exons. The coding region runs from base 24 to 992 and encodes 322 amino acids. Lineage: Eukaryota; Fungi; Ascomycota; Eurotiomycetes; Eurotiales; Aspergillaceae. The record is from RefSeq and is a predicted model, not a curated record.